Molecule: messenger RNA, 1220 nt
Organism: Prunus mume (Japanese apricot)
Lineage: Eukaryota; Viridiplantae; Streptophyta; Magnoliopsida; Rosales; Rosaceae
Source: RefSeq, a predicted model, not a curated record
GGCAAUGAUAACUCCCAAUGAAGCAGAGAGGGUAUUUUACUCAUAAAUGGGGUAACAAUUCAUAGUUGCCAUCUCUUUCCUGUUUUGACAGCACUUGUUUGUUUAUAUUUGAAUUUAGUGAUGACCCAACUAACUUAUAGAACAUAUAGUUUGUUCUCCCCUCUCUCUCGCAUGACCCAUAAACCAUCAACCCUUUUCAGUUUUCCAGUGCCAAAACCAUUUCUUUGUUGUUUCUUUGUUGCUUCUCUGCUUUUUGGUUCCCUUGAAUUCUGGCCAAAGAUGGAGGAAGAAGCCAUAAGGGUUUUGGGUUGGAAAGUAGGGAGAGAUUUCACAACCCUAUGUGCAACAAUAUUUCCUGUAUUGGCUUCUCUCAUCAUGGUGGUUUUGUUCCUGUGGACCAUUUGGUCUGAAUCUGAAGCUGCAAAGAAGGCAAGCAUAAACAGUGGGUAUAACAAUUGGGGAUUCUGUAUUGGAGUCUUAACCCUAGUACUUGGUUUCUUGUUCUUGGCUGCUGGGCUUCCUUUACUCGCAGACUUGGUUAUGAAAUUGUCGGAGCAAUUGCAGAACCAUGAGGAGAGCAGAAAACAUCAAGGAGGGAAGUGGAAGACAAUAUGUAUCAUCAGCCGCCUAGCUAUAAGCAUCAUUGCAAUGUUCACGCUAGCAUGGGCCAUUAACACCGGAAUUAGGCUUGCAACUGAACCUAGAAGAGAAGGGAAAUAUUAUCCUCUAGCAACCCCAGUUGGUGUUGUUACUAUUAUGUUUGGCUUCACUUAUUCUAUCAUUGGACUCUGUGUAAUUGCAGAGCUAGCACUAGAAUUGAUAAAGCAGUUGCAAAGUACAGAGAAAGAAGAAUUAGUUAAUCAUCAAGUUGGCAAAAUAGAUGUCAAAUUUUUUGUUUGACAUUGCUACAAUACAUCAUACUACGUGCAAAUAUCAUGCUCUUGCUGAUCAGUAAGUAGAUUUAGUUCAUUUCAACCACAAAGAAGGAAAGGUUUUUGGUUUCAGAUGCUCUAUUGGCUUGUCAUUUUAUUCAUUUUCCCACCAAUUUAUGACCAUUCAGCAAUCUGUAAUCGAUAUUCAGAACAUGUAGGUUGGCUCUAAGGUUUUGCCCUCCAUGUUCCAUAGGCAUGCGGCUAAUGCUACGAGAUGAACCACUAAGUGUUUUCACCCCGCUCACAAACUGCACAUCAUAAUGGCCUCUAUCCCUAUUCAUAAAGCAC